GGAGUGUCGGAGAAGCUGUGAAUCCAGAUGCAUCAGGCCCGAUGCACGCACCUCGAGCAUGUCCUGAUCCUGCUCGUUAGGCUGCGCUUGUCGGGCUGUGCUGCCUCGCUCUCGGACCCGCUGCGCCACCGUGCUCGCAACGCGGGUCAGCGCUCAACUCGGGGGUCAAUGGUGAGUCUGCGUACCUUUUGGCGAGCUGACUUGCCCUCGGGCUGGUUUCCAGCACCGAGUACCGGGUCCCUGCCGCUCUCGGGACUCUCGCCGCUCUCGGGCUCUCGCUCUCGGUCUCUCGGCUGCUCGCUCGCUCCGUGUGACUCGGUGUUGCCCUUGUGCAACCAAGGUGUUGUUGCUGCCAAUCUCGCCUUUGCUUGCUUCGGCAGUUGCUGACAGUACCAACAGGUUCAAGAGCUAAUAGAGACAUCGAGACGAAGCGGAGGCAUCCAGAGCAAGCGGAGACGUAGGGAGGAAGCAUAGAUAGAAGCAAGAGGUAGAGGAUAAAGCUGUAGAGUUAGAAGAUGAAGCCAGGAG
Schizophyllum commune H4-8 is the source of this 528-nucleotide messenger RNA. RefSeq lists its product as uncharacterized. Bases 28 to 387 code for a protein of 119 amino acids. The transcript has 3 exons. Lineage: Eukaryota; Fungi; Basidiomycota; Agaricomycetes; Agaricales; Schizophyllaceae. The record is from RefSeq and is a predicted model, not a curated record.